Messenger RNA from Salvia hispanica, 3933 nucleotides. RefSeq names its product myosin-2-like. NCBI's taxonomy places the organism in Eukaryota, Viridiplantae, Streptophyta, Magnoliopsida, Lamiales, Lamiaceae. The record is from RefSeq and is a predicted model, not a curated record. Gene Ontology annotation, molecular function: actin filament binding; microfilament motor activity; ATP binding. Gene Ontology annotation, biological process: actin filament organization. Gene Ontology annotation, cellular component: membrane; myosin complex; actin cytoskeleton.
AUCUCCGACUCUACCCAAAUUCAUUACAACUCCUAACUGCUAAUUUCCAGAUAGUAAUUUGCAGUUUCGUCAUUAACGAUCUCUGAGAUUAGUCGAAGGCCGGCAUCGUCAUUACACUUGGCUUUCACGGAAACAAGCUUGUGGCUUUGCUUUUGCUUUGGUGUUUCUUUUUUGGUGGCGGAUUUAAUCAUUACUAUCAGUUAAUUUCGUUUUCCCCUGAAGAUGGGAUCGGAUAGAGCACUGCAAUCCCGGGGAUGACUGUCUUGAAGUGGCGGAUUGAGUCGAGAUUUGUGGGUUUUUGUGGGACGAGGAAAGAUAAAAAUGCUGUCUUUAUCGACAGCUCGGAGCUCUUUGGAGGAAAUGCUGGAGUCUCUGCGGCGAGAGGAAGAGACCCAGUCGCCGGGGGACUUGCCGCCGGCGCUGCCUCCGAGGCCUAAGGCCACAUCUCGUGCUCGCCUUCCUUCGCCCAAGAGGAGGCCGUCUUUGCCUGUGGGCGGGUCGAGUUGUGCUGUGAAUAAGGAAGGAAGCGUAGGAGAGAGAGAGAAUUGUUUUGGGGCCGAAAAAGUUGAGGAAUUGGAAGAUGGGGAUGGGGAUGGGGAUGAGGGCAAUCGGAAGAAACUUCGGGUUUGGUGUCGACGACAUGACGACCUAUGGGAAUCUGGGCAAAUAAGAUCAAACUCAGGGGAGAAAGCUUCGGUUCUGCUAUCGGAGGGAACUAUUGUGACAGUUCCGACACAAGACCUCCUACCAGCUAAUCCGCAUAUACUCGAUGAAGUUGAUGAUCUUGCACAACUGAGUUAUUUGAAUGAGCCUUCAGUUCUUCACAAUCUCCAGUAUAGAUAUACAAAAGAUAAUAUAUAUAGUAAGGCAGGGCCUGUAUUACUAGCCGUCAAUCCUUUUAAAAGUGUCCCAAUAUAUGGGGAUGAUAUAGUUACUGCUUACACAAAGAACCUUUUGGACAGUCCUCAUGUUUAUGCUACUGCUGAUGCAGCAUACGAAGCAAUGAUAGCAGAUGAAGCAAACCAGUCUAUCGUUAUCAGUGGAGAAAGUGGCGCUGGCAAGACUGAGACAGCUAAGAUUGCAAUGCAAUAUUUGGCAGCUCGUGGUGGAGGUGGCGAUGUAAUAGAAUCGAUAGUCAUGAAAACAAGCUGCAUACUGGAGGCUUUUGGAAAUGCCAAAACAGCCAUGAACAACAACUCCAGCCGAUUUGGAAAAUUAAUUGAAAUCUACUUCGGUGCUGCUGGAAAAAUGUGUGGUGCUAAAAUACAAACCUUCCUCCUUGAAAAGUCAAGAGUUGUUCAGUUAGCUCAAGGAGAGCGGUCAUAUCACAUUUUCUAUCAGCUCUGCUCUGGUGCUCCUUCUGGUCUCCGAGGUAGGCUAAGGUUAAGAGGUGCUUCUGAAUACAAAUAUCUCAAUCAGAGUGAAUGUUUGGAGAUCCCCAACAUUGAUGAUGCUCAGAAGUUUCAUGAUCUUAUGGGAGCCCUAGAUUCUAUCAGAAUCUGUAAAGAAGAUCAAGAGCACGUCUUCGAGAUGCUUGCUGCAGUUUUGUGGCUGGGGAACAUAUCGUUUCUUGUAACUGACAAUCAAAAGCAUAUUGAGGUUGUUUCUGAUGAAGCUGUUACAAAUGCUGCUGGCUUGAUGGGCUGUUUCGAGCAAGACCUGAUACUUACUUUGUCAACCCGGAGGGUACGAGCUGGAAGGGAUGAGGUCACCAAAUCUCUGACUUUUGAACAGGCAAUUUCCACAAGGGAUGCAUUAGCAAGUUUUAUUUAUGCGAGCUUGUUCGACUGGCUUGUGGAGAAGAUAAACUUAUCAUUUUCCACGGGGAAAGAUAAUAUGGGGUGCUCAGUAAGCAUUCUUGAUAUGUGUGGAUUUGAAUCACUUAAGAAGAAUAGCUUCGAACAGUUUUGCAUCAAUUAUGCUAAUGAGCGGCUCCAGCAACAUUCGAAUCAACAUCUCAUCAAACAUAAGCAAGAAGAGUAUGAGUUAGAUGGAAUUGACUGGAAAAAAGUGGAUUUUGAAGACAACCAAGAAUGUAUAGAUCUUUUUGAGAAGAAACCUAUUGGUCUGAUACCUAUACUGGAUGAAUUAUCCAAUCUUCCCAAAGCUACAGAUUUAACAUUUUCUGCUAAACUUAAGCAUCACUUAAGUAAUAACCGUUGCUUUCAAGGAGAAAGAGGUGGAACAUUCCGCAUUCGUCAUCAUGCUGGGGAGGUUCUUUAUGAGACGGAAAAAUUCUUGGAAAAGAAUCGGGAUCCAAUACAUUCUGAAAUCAUCGAGCUACUCGCAUCCUGCACUAGUAGACUUCCUCAAUCUUUUGCCCUUCUACUUAAGCAAUCCCAGAAUCUAGAUAGUGCAUCGGUGCAGUCAGGGAUGUCAGUUUGUAAGAAACAAAGUGUUGCCACAACAUUCCAGGGGCAGCUGUUCAAAUUGAUACAACAUCUGGAAAGCACAAAACAACAUUUCAUUUGCUGCAUAAAACCAAAUAAUAAGCAGAUUCCUGGUGCAUUUGAAAAAGAUAUUGCCCUGAGGCAGCUUCGUUGCUGUGGGAUUCUGCAAGUUGUCAGGAUUUCGAAGUCUGGGUAUCUGAUGCAGAUGACUCAUCAAGAGUUUACAAAAAGGUAUGUGUCCCUAGUCGGGGAAAAAAAGGACAGUCAAGAUCCGUUAAGUCUGUCAAUUGCCAUUCUGCAGAAGUUCGGUAUCUUGCCAGAGAUGUACCAAGUUGGCUAUACGAAGUUAUACUUUCGAAAAGGACAGAUUGAUGUUUUGGAAGCUGUUAGAAAACAAGUUGUCCAAGGUACUCUUGAGUUGCAGAAGUGUUUCAAUGGCCGUCAUGCAUGCCAAGACUUCCGUAAACUCAAGGAAGAAGUACUGACAUUGCAAUCAUAUAUUCGUGGUGAAAUUGCUAGAAAGGAGUAUGGUGCCUUACUUGGGUUGAAAAAGCAGGUUAUCCGUACGGGGCCAGACAAGUUGUUUAUGGCAAUCGUGCAAAUACAGUCGGUAAUUCGUGGAUGGUUGGCCCGCAAACAGUUUAAUCACCUCCGGAACUCUAAACAGUUGAAUGUUAGUAAUCUGAAGCAAGGCAGGAGAAUUUCUGAAGUCAAGGAUCCGCAACAAGAAACACUGUCGUUGGUUGUUGAAGAACUACAGAAGCGUGUGUCAAUGGCGGAAGCAACACUUGGACAGAAGGAAACAGAAAAUAUGGGUUUGAGAGAGCAGGUGGUACAGUAUGAAGCCCGAUGGUCGGAAUAUGAAGCCAAAGUGAAAUCCAUGGAGGAGAUGUGGCAAAAGCAGAUAACAUCUCUACAAAUGAGCUUGGCUGCAGCCAAGAAGAGCCUUAUUGCUGAAAAUGCUAUAAACCCUGCUAGAAGGCUCGAUGGAGCACAAUCCCCUCCAUUUUAUGAAUCCGAGGACAUGUCUAUGGGAACUCAGACUCCGGGUGGUAGCACUCCAAUGAGAUACGCUAACAAUGGUAUCGAUGACACAAAUGGAAGUUUGAACCCGGUGAGCCAUCUGACCAAGGAGUUUGAGGACAGAAGACGAGCUUUCGAUGAAGAAGCACUAGCAGUUGUAGAAGUCAAGUCGGACCAGUCGCCUAUACAUGCUGUGGAGGAAUUCCGGAGGCUGAGACAGAGGUUCGAAGCAUGGAAGAGAGAUUACAAGGCGAGGUUGAAGGAAGCAAAGGGGAGGGUAUACAAGCUGGGGCGAAACGAUGCAGAGAAACACAGGCGGACAUGGUGGGGAAAGAAAAGCAAGAGAGGAUAGCAUAGCGUUCGGAAUAUGUAUAUAUCAAUUUUGUUGUUGCAUUGUAAGUCUCGAUUGUUCGUUCUCCCGUGUUCGUGUAUAGUAUCUAUCCACUGUGUAAUUAGUGUAUGGAACGAAGCUCGGAUGAAAUACGUUUAGGAAACGAUCAAGUUUGAGGUUAUGUUUUUA